Molecule: messenger RNA, 699 nt
Organism: Sordaria macrospora k-hell
Lineage: Eukaryota; Fungi; Ascomycota; Sordariomycetes; Sordariales; Sordariaceae
Source: RefSeq, a predicted model, not a curated record
AUGGAGACCAAGCCUACCGCUCCCUAUAUGACCGUUACUCACCGCUGGGGCUUUGACGAUGAGAAGAUGGUGCUUAACAAAGGAACAUAUGCAGCUCUGAUAGGAGGUUUACCUAUUUCCUCAAUGCCCAAGCUCUUCCAAGAAGCUAUGACCGUCGCCCUCCAUCUCGACGUGAAUUAUAUCUGGAUCGACGCCCUUUGUAUCUUGCACGACAAAGAUGAUCAGACGGACUGGCGUCACGAAGCCAGCCAAAUGCAGAAAGUCUACUCAUACUCUUUCUGCAAUAUUUCCGCACUCGACGCCACCUCAUGCUCCGACACACUCUUCAGUCAACCUCGGAACGCAAAGGAAGAACUCCUUCCGCAUAUAAUACACCUCAAAGUCGUGUCUGAUCCUUUAUCAUCCUCGGGCAUCGCAAAACCCGAGUCCUUCACCCUCAGUGUCUCCGACAUCAGCAUCUGGCAAAAACAUGUCUCCACAGCCCUCGUCGAUACACGCGCCUGGGUGCUUCAAGAACGCGUGCUCGCUCCUCGCAUCCUCCACUUCGGCCGCCGCCAGCUAUUCUGGGAGUGUCGCUCUUCACAAACCUGCGAAGCCUCGUCAUCUCGUCACUUACCGCCAAAGUUGCUAGACAAGACGGUGAAGUCCAUGACGGCGGGGCUUACACGGUUUCUAUAUUCUCGUCCAUACCCCCAAUGA